UUGCGCGCGCAGCCUGCGCCUGCCCCCUGGUCGGUCAGGCGCCGGUCCCGAACCCGCCCGUCCAGUGUCGCGGCGCUCGGGUCGCGGUGCACGGCGAGUCCUACCGAGGUCCGCAGCCCCGCGCGGCCCCAGCAUGAGCGCGCGCCACCCGGCCCUCGGCCUGCUGCUGCUGCUGCUGCUGUGCCCUGCGCAGGUGUUUUCACAAUCCUGUGUUUGGUAUGGAGAGUGUGGAACUACGCUUGGAGAUAAGAGGUACAACUGUAAAUAUUCUGGUCCACCAAAACCCUUACCGAAGGACGGAUAUGACUUGGUGCAGGAGCUCUGUCCGGGGUUCUUCUUCGGCGACGUCAGUCUCUGCUGUGACGUUCAACAGCUUCAGACGCUAAAGAACAACCUGCAGCUGCCCCUGCAGUUUCUGUCCAGAUGUCCAUCAUGUUUUUAUAACCUGAUGACCCUGUUUUGUGAGCUGACAUGUAGUCCUCACCAGAGUCAGUUUCUGAAUGUGACGGCCACUGAAGACUAUGUUGAUCCUAAGACACAGGAGAAUAAAACAAACGUAAAGGAAUUGGAGUACUAUAUCGGACAGAGCUUUUCGAAUGCCAUGUACAACGCCUGCCGUGACGUGGAGGCCCCUUCAAGUAAUGAGAAGGCCCUGGGCCUCCUGUGUGGGAGGGACGCCAGUGCCUGCAACGCCACCAACUGGAUUGAGUACAUGUUCAACAAAGACAACGGGCAGGCGCCGUUCACCAUCACACCCAUUUUUACAGAUCUUUCUGUCCUUGGGAUGGAGCCCAUGAGAAAUGCCACCAAAGGCUGCAACGAGUCUGUAGAUGAGGUCACGGGGCCAUGUAGCUGCCAGGACUGCUCCAUGGUCUGUGGCCCCAAGCCCCAGCCUCCACCGCCUCCUGUGCCCUGGAGGAUCUUCGGCCUGGACGCCAUGUAUGUUAUCAUGUGGUUCACCUAUGUGGCGUUUCUGCUGGUAUUCUUUGGAGGACUUUUGGCAGUGUGGUGCCACAGAAGACGCUAUUUUGUAUCUGAGUACACUCCCAUUGACAGCAAUAUAGCCUUCUCUGUGAACACCAGCGACAGAGGGGAGGCCUCAUGCUGUGACCCACUCGGUGCAGCCUUCGACAGCUGUCUGAGGCGCAUGUUCACAAAGUGGGGAGCUUUCUGUGUCCGAAACCCCACCUGCGUCAUUUUCUUCUCGUUGGUCUUCAUCGCUGCGUGUUCUUCUGGGCUGGUGUUUGUCCGGGUCACCACCAAUCCUGUGGAGCUCUGGUCAGCCCCUCACAGUCGGGCCCGCUUGGAGAAGGAGUACUUUGAUAAGCACUUUGGGCCUUUCUUCCGCACAGAGCAGCUCAUUAUCCAGGCCCCCAGCACCAGUGUUCAUAUCUAUGAGCCGUACCCCUCAGGAUCUGAUGUGCCCUUUGGGCCGCCACUGGACAAAGAGAUUCUGCACCAGGUUCUUGACUUACAGAUUGCCAUUGAAAGUAUCACUGCAUCUUAUGGCAAUGAGACCGUGACACUUCAGGACAUCUGUGUGGCCCCUCUCUCUCCAUACAACAAGAACUGCACCAUUCUGAGUGUGUUAAAUUACUUCCAGAACAGCCAUUCGGUGCUGGACCACCAAGUAGGCGAUGUCUUCUAUGUAUAUGCCGAUUACCACACGCACUUUCUAUACUGUGUACGGGCCCCCGCCUCUCUGAACGACACGAGUAUGCUCCACGAUCCUUGCCUGGGUACAUUUGGAGGACCUGUGUUCCCAUGGCUUGUGCUGGGUGGCUAUGACGAUCAGAACUACAAUAAUGCCACGGCGCUUGUGAUCACCUUCCCUGUCAGCAAUUACUAUAAUGACACAGAGAAGCUCCAGAGGGCCCAGGCCUGGGAAAAAGAGUUUAUUAAGUUUGUGGAAAACUACAAAAACCCCAAUCUGACCAUCUCUUUCAUCGCUGAGCGAAGCAUUGAAGACGAGCUCAAUCGGGAAAGUAAGAGUGACGUGUUCACCAUUGCCAUCAGCUACGCCAUCAUGUUCCUGUACAUCUCCCUGGCCUUGGGACACAUCCAGAGCUGUAGCAGGCUUCUGGUGGACUCUAAAAUCUCGCUGGGCAUCGCGGGGAUCCUGAUAGUGCUGAGCUCAGUGGCCUGCUCCCUGGGCAUCUUCAGCUACAUGGGGAUGCCACUGACCCUCAUUGUCAUCGAAGUCAUCCCAUUCUUGGUGCUGGCUGUCGGGGUGGACAACAUCUUCAUUCUCGUGCAGACCUACCAGAGAGAUGAGCGUCUUCAGGAGGAGACCCUGGAUCAGCAACUGGGCAGGAUCCUUGGGGAAGUGGCCCCUACUAUGUUCCUGUCGUCCUUUUCUGAGACCUCGGCGUUUUUCUUUGGGGCACUGUCCUCGAUGCCGGCCGUCCACACCUUCUCUCUGUUUGCGGGCUUGGCCGUCCUCAUCGACUUCCUCCUUCAGAUUACCUGCUUUGUGAGCCUCUUGGGCUUAGAUAUUAAGAGGCAAGAGAAAAAUCGGCUGGACAUCCUGUGCUGUGUCAGAGGUGCUGACGACGGUAGAGGCAUCCAGGCCUCCGAGAGCUGCCUGUUCCGCUUCUUCAAGAACUCCUUUGCCCCCCUUCUGAUGAAGGACUGGCUGCGACCAAUUGUGGUAGCCGUAUUUGUGGGUGUCCUGUCAUUCAGUAUUGCAGUCGUGAACAAAGUAGAAAUCGGAUUGGAUCAGUCUCUCUCAAUGCCAAAUGAUUCCUACGUGAUCGAUUAUUUCAAAUCACUCGGGCAGUACCUGCACUCGGGUCCGCCUGUGUACUUUGUCCUGGAGGAAGGUCAUAACUACGCUACUCACAGAGGGCAGAACAUGGUGUGCGGCGGCAUGGGCUGUGACAAUGACUCCCUGGUACAGCAGAUAUUUAACGCAGCUGAGCUGGACGCCUACACCCGCAUAGGCUUCGCCCCCUCCUCCUGGAUUGACGAUUACUUUGACUGGAUCGCACCACAGUCCUCCUGCUGCAGACUCUACAGUGCCACUCAACAGUUUUGCAACGCCUCUGUGAUUGACCCAACCUGUGUCCGCUGCAGACCUCUGACUGCAGAGGGCAAACAGAGACCUCAAGGGAAAGAGUUCAUGAGAUUCCUGCCCAUGUUCCUUUCCGAUAACCCCAACCCCAAGUGUGGCAAAGGGGGACAUGCUGCCUACGGUUCAGCUGUUAACAUCGUCGGAGAUGACACUUAUGUUGGGGCCACUUACUUUAUGACCUACCACACUGUACUUAAGACCUCCGCUGACUAUAUUGAUGCCAUGAAAAAAGCCCAGCUUGUAGCCAGUAACAUCACAGAAACCAUGAGAGCUAAGGGGAGUAACUACCGCGUGUUCCCGUACAGUGUGUUCUACGUCUUCUAUGAACAGUACCUGACCAUUAUUGACGACACCAUCUUUAACCUGAGUGUGUCUCUGGGCUCCAUAUUUCUGGUGACCUUGGUGGUUCUGGGCUGUGAGCUGUGGUCUGCAGUCAUCAUGUGUAUCACCAUAGCCAUGAUCCUGGUCAACAUGUUCGGUGUUAUGUGGCUGUGGGGCAUCAGUCUGAAUGCUGUUUCCUUGGUCAACUUGGUGAUGAGCUGUGGCAUUUCUGUGGAGUUCUGCAGCCAUAUAACACGAGCAUUCACGAUGAGUACCAAAGGCAGCCGAGUGAGCCGAGCGGAAGAGGCGCUGGCCCACAUGGGUAGUUCUGUAUUCAGUGGAAUCACACUUACAAAAUUUGGAGGGAUUGUAGUGUUGGCCUUUGCCAAAUCUCAAAUUUUCGAGAUAUUUUACUUCAGGAUGUACUUAGCCAUGGUCUUACUCGGAGCCACUCACGGAUUGAUAUUUCUUCCUGUCUUACUCAGCUACGUAGGACCGUCGGUGAAUAAAGCUAAAAGACAAACCACUCAAGAGCGAUACAAAGGGACAGAGCGAGAACGGCUCCUCAACUUUUAGCCUUGUAGCAGGCUCUGGUGACUUUGUCCAGGUCAAGGUUACUGCGACAGCUGUCCCACCAAGGCCCUGCUGAUGCUGGUUCCCAGGGUUAGGCGGUGUCACGGCUGUAGCGGAUGCAGCCCCACCCACUUUACACUCAGGAAUGCUCUCGUGACUUGUGAAGCAGUAUUAUGAAGUUUGAAGGUGGCAGUCGCCAGCCCUGCAGCAGAGAACCCUUGUCUUGGGGCAGAGGAAGGACAAUGACUGCCAGCGUGAGACAGUGGCCACUUCUCUACGUGCGCGCUCCUCUUUCAGGAGGAGCCACCACACGUGCUAUAGCUUAUUUUUAGCAACAUUUGAGGAUGUUGUAGGUACUUUAUUACAACAUUUUGUAGUUUAAAGAGCUUUAUUAAUGCAAUAAAUUAACUUUGUACAUUUUUAUAUUAAAAAAAAAAACUAUCCAGGGACUUCAGAAAGUCGUAGGCCUCAUCAGAGCUUGUUCUCCAAAAACCUGCUUGAAAAAGGCGACGUGUUCUUCACAGUGUUCUCCUGUAGGGAGAAUGUCCAUCAGUCAGCAGCUGCUUACGGGCAGGGGAGAAGGGAAUGCAGACAGAGCUCAUGGGUUGGGUACUGGGUUUUAACUUAUUUUCUUUAAUAAAAUACCUCCUCCUCCUCCUCCACUGA
Molecule: messenger RNA, 4633 nt
Organism: Peromyscus californicus insignis
Lineage: Eukaryota; Metazoa; Chordata; Mammalia; Rodentia; Cricetidae
Gene: Npc1
Product: NPC intracellular cholesterol transporter 1
Exons: 25
Coding region: 134-3970 (1278 amino acids)
Cellular component (GO): membrane
Molecular function (GO): lipid carrier activity
Source: RefSeq, a predicted model, not a curated record